Messenger RNA from Ostertagia ostertagi, 603 nucleotides. The record is from the annotation of a GenBank genome assembly. NCBI's taxonomy places the organism in Eukaryota, Metazoa, Nematoda, Chromadorea, Rhabditida, Trichostrongylidae.
AUGGAUGGGAUCGAUCCGGACGUCCUGCUAGAAUGGCUUCAAACGGGUAUUGGAGACGAAAGGGAUCUCCAGAUGAUGGCCCUCGAGCAGCUGUGCAUGUUGCUGCUCAUGUCUGACAAUAUCGAUCGAUGCUUUGAAUCGUGUCCUCCGCGAACGUUCCUUCCUGCGUUGUGCAAAAUUUUCCUGGAUGAAACUGCUACAGAGGCUGUUCUUGAGGUCACUGCCCGUGCUAUUACUUAUUACCUUGAUGUUUCCAACGAAUGCACCCGAAGAAUAAUUCAAGUGGAUGGCGCUGUUAAGGCAAUAUGCAGUCGACUUGCUGCUGCCGAAAUGACUGACAGAACCAGUAAAGAUUUAGCUGAGCAAUGUGUGAAACUUCUCGAGCAUAUUUGUCAGCGCGAGACGCUCGCCGUUUAUGAUGCUGGUGGUAUGCACGCUAUGCUUACAUUAGUUCGACAACAUGGUUCGCAAGUCCAUAAGGACACAAUGCACUCCGCAAUGUCUGUAGUCACACGUUUAUGUGGUAAAAUGGAACCAAAUGAUGCUGCCCUUCCGCAAUGUGCUGAAAGUCUUGGAGCUUUGCUUGCACAUGAGGAUAAUAAG